AUGUCCUCCACAGAUUCCCGAGUGGACCAAAUGUUUCGCAUCUUGCUUGACCCUGAUGAGAAAGAUGUUGAAAAGCAGCAGAAGGCAGCACAGAAUUUGGUGGUGUUGGCUCGAGAAGAUGCUGGAGCAGAGAAGAUUUUCCAGAGUGAUGGGGUCCGUCUCCUCAUAAGACUAUUGGACACUAAGAAAGCAGACAUGAUGUUGGCUGCUCUGAGGACCUUGGUUGGUCUCUGCGCUGGUCAUCAGCCUCGAACAGUGGCUAUCCUUACUGCAGUGGGCAUGGAGAAGUUUUGUGCAGUGAUGGCAGUGGAUGAUGAGUCCAUCUCUCUUGCUGCAUGCACUGUCCUGAAUAACAUGUUCGAUACACUGAAAGAAGAUAUGAAAAAGGAUAUCCGAGCAAAGGAAGGAGCAAUCAUUCUAGAUCCUUCUAAGGAGCUGAAGUCAAUGAUUCAUUACUUACUUGAGAUGCUAACUCAGUCAAGUGUGUCCUCACAUGGCAGAGAGAAUUCUCUUAAUCUUCUCAUAAAAGUUGUACCACGAAAGUCAUUGCGUGAUGCCAACAAUGGGAUGACCUUGUGGGUCAUUGAUCAAGGUUUGAAGAAAAUCCUUGAAAUAGGAGGCUCCCUAGUGGAGAUCCCAGGCAGCCUGCCAGUUACAGAGACCACCAGGAUGAGCGCCUCUGUGCUUCUAAAUAAGCUCUUUGAUGAUCUCAAGUGUGACGCAGAACGAGAGAAUUUCUACAAGCUUUGUGAAGAUUAUGUUCGGAGUUGGUUUGAAGGUCACGGUAUGGAUGGGAAACUGCGUGCUAUACAAACU
Messenger RNA from Staurois parvus, 816 nucleotides. NCBI's taxonomy places the organism in Eukaryota, Metazoa, Chordata, Amphibia, Anura, Ranidae. The record is from the annotation of a GenBank genome assembly.